AUGAGCUCCUACACCCUCCGACUCGUCCCCAUCAAUUAUUCCAGUCCCGAUCUCUUCUCCCUCUCCUGCACUAGCAGUCGAGACAUUGUCGGCAAGCCGCUCAUCUCCGACGGCUCUGUUCCUGCCUUCCGGUUCGAAUCUGCGGUCUCUAAAGUCUCUCUUCCGUCGGUUCGUUUCCGCCGUGCACGAGUCACUAUCUCCUGGCCAUCCGCCACACACACCGUAGAAUGGGAUCAAGCAGGACUACUCCUGGUUCGGCCGCACCGGGAUCUACCAGAGCCAACGGCGUCAAACGCAGGGGAUCACUUGACCACGCCUUCGUUUGUGAAGAUUGGACUGGAGGUUGUCCGUGGCAAGCUUACCUGCGCUGUCUCUUCUUUCGAAAACGGAGGUCGAGCGGAAUGGAGUCUCUGGCCGCUUUCAAAGACAUUUUGGAAUACUCACGGGGCGACGUUUGAAAUCGUGAAACAUGGACCGUUGUUGGUUUGUUUCUUGGUCGAAGAGGAGGUGGAAGUGAUUCGGAAAUCCCUCAUGCGGACGGUGUCUUGGUGUUUCGACGACGUCGGAGUCGAUGAGCCAGAUAUAUGGGUGGGAUUCUAUGUCUCGCGGCCUAUUUGA
Molecule: messenger RNA, 618 nt
Organism: Cladophialophora bantiana CBS 173.52
Lineage: Eukaryota; Fungi; Ascomycota; Eurotiomycetes; Chaetothyriales; Herpotrichiellaceae
Exons: 1
Coding region: 1-618 (205 amino acids)
Source: RefSeq, a predicted model, not a curated record